Messenger RNA from Phialemonium atrogriseum, 1542 nucleotides. Its product is annotated as putative mitochondrial dicarboxylate protein. Gene Ontology annotation, biological process: phosphate ion transmembrane transport; thiosulfate transport; succinate transmembrane transport. The transcript is spliced from 3 exons. The record is from RefSeq and is a predicted model, not a curated record. Gene Ontology annotation, molecular function: antiporter activity; malate transmembrane transporter activity; sulfate transmembrane transporter activity. The coding region runs from base 249 to 1208 and encodes 319 amino acids. NCBI's taxonomy places the organism in Eukaryota, Fungi, Ascomycota, Sordariomycetes, Cephalothecales, Cephalothecaceae.
CCCCUGCACUGCACAAUGACAUCGACGUUAGCUCUGGGCUAGCAGCAGAAUCGAGCCAGGCUGAUGAGUAACAAAAAUGUUCGGCAGCGAAUUGACGAGAAAUAUUCGAAAGCCUAGGUCUACAACUCUCUGUUAUAGUAUGUCGGCAGCGACACUCGUCCGAUUGCCUUUCUUUGCUGUUGCUAGUGCUUUCCCAACCCUUAGCGGAAUCCAUGUUAAUACGGUAAACCGACGAGUAAACUGCCAGAAUGGAGGCAGCGAAACAGCCGGCAGCCGUGCCUCGGCGGGCAGUAGCACCACAGUCUGCCGAGAAGGACAGUAUAGGGGGUAAGAAGCCGAUCCACUACCCCUUCUGGUUUGGAGGAAGCGCAAGUAGUAUGGCCGCGAGCGUAACACAUCCAUUGGAUCUUGGUAAGCUCAAGGUCCGCCUCCAAACCCGGUCCGGCAACAUGCCCAAGACGAUGAGCGGCACCUUUGUGCACGUUGUCAAGAUGGACGGCUUCCGCGGCCUGUAUAGCGGGCUCUCGGCGUCCCUCCUCCGGCAGCUGACGUACAGCACGGCGCGGUUCGGCAUCUACGAGGAGCUCAAGCAGCGGUCGACGGGCGCGGACGGCAAGCCGCCGUCGUUCGCCGCGCUCGUAGCCAUGGCGACCGUGUCCGGGGUGGUGGGCGGCAUCGCAGGCAACGCGGCCGACGUGCUCAACGUGCGCAUGCAGCACGACGCGUCGCUGCCCGCCGCCGACCGGCGCAACUACCGGCACGCCGUCGACGGCCUGGCGCGCAUGGCCCGCGAAGAGGGCCUCGUCAGCUGGUUCCGCGGCGUGUGGCCGAACAGCAUGCGCGCCGCCGCCAUGACCGCCAGCCAGCUGGCCAGCUACGACGUCUUCAAGCGCUGGCUCAUCCAGUUGACCCCCAUGACCGACAACCUGGCCACCCACUUUACGGCCUCGUUCCUCGCCGGCGCCGCAGCCGCGACCGUCACGAGCCCAAUCGACGUCAUCAAGACGAGGGUCAUGUCGGCAAAGGGGAAGAGCAGCAUCCCCAAGCUGCUCGGGGAGAUCUACGCCGCCGAGGGCUUGCGGUGGGUGUUCAAGGGCUGGGUGCCCAGCUUCCUGCGCUUAGGACCGCACACCAUUUGUACAUUUGUCUUCCUCGAGACUCACCGCAACAUCUACAGGAAGGUUCAAGGUUUGGAAACCUCGGUAUAGCCGAGAUGCUAGGGAGACGACAACACGCACCACACAUACACCACACACACAUACAUAUAUACACGAUAGAAAGGCUCAGCUCAUGCAUUAGAAACCCCCUUGGAGAGCCUCUGUUUUUAGGAUUCUGCUCUUAGUUUUCCAGCGGCAGUUUUUGCGCUUUUUACGCUUAUUGUACAAUACAAACUCCGCAAUAGGGGGGAGGGAGUUAAACAAUCCCCUGCCAGCCCCUAAUAUCAACCACCCUUUCCCGGAAUCCGAUCUGUUUCGCCCCGUGGAUCUUGGGGUGAUGAUAUGUAUGCGCUUCAGCUGUGCGCAUAUCCCGUAUAAUACAUGG